This is a messenger RNA of Anopheles stephensi (Asian malaria mosquito), 1941 nucleotides long. RefSeq names its product lipid storage droplets surface-binding protein 1 (gene Lsd-1). Gene Ontology annotation, cellular component: cytosol; lipid droplet. The transcript is spliced from 7 exons. Gene Ontology annotation, biological process: lipid storage; positive regulation of triglyceride storage. Lineage: Eukaryota; Metazoa; Arthropoda; Insecta; Diptera; Culicidae. The record is from RefSeq and is a predicted model, not a curated record. The coding region runs from base 236 to 1678 and encodes 480 amino acids.
CCCGCUGCGAUAGUGGAUGAUCAUUGCCGUGCAACGGUUUGGGAUCGCCAGUCGUCGCUGAGCGUUAGUGGGAAACGGUUGAAAUUUUCGACCAGUGGGUGCAUACCGGAGUCUACACAAUCGUAGUACCCCUCGGUGGGUUGAUUGGAUAAGUGUGCGUGUGCGUGGAUAAUCAGGCCGGUUGCACCGGUUUAGUGUCAGAACGAUCUGUCAGCAGUACAGCCUCCGAGAAACGAUGGUACAACGUCAGCUGAAGCGGCAACACUCCGGCCUGCCGCAGAUGGAGUCACUGUCGCGCUUCAGCAGCAUCCCGGUUGUGGAGACCGGCAUCAAAACGGCCGGCAGUGUGUACGAGCGAGUGAAAACGAGCAAUGGCCUGCUGACCUGGGGCUUUGAGACGGCCGAAUCGAUUACGUACGCGCUGAUCGAUUCGUUACGCCCGGCGACAAAGAUGAUCCAGGGGCCACUGCAUCAGCUGGACAGCAUCAUGUGCAAAAGCCUCGAUCUGGUGGAGCAGAAGGUACCUUCGAUGUAUCUGCCGCCGGAGAUGAUGUUUUGGAACACGAAGGAAUACAUGUCGGAUCAUUUGAUGAAACCAGUGUUGUCGCGGGCCAAUUCGAUGAAAAACUUGGGCCACGCUGUGCUGGAGUCUCGCGUCUCGAACUAUGCCGCCGGCCGGAUCGACGGAGCGCUGGUCGUUUGUGACAAAUAUGUUGAGCGAUACCUGCCGACGGAACCGCAGGAUCAACCCGAUUCCGGUAUCGCUUAUGCAGGCACGUACCGACCAGCACGACUAUCAUCCGAUUCUGGUGACCGGCGUGACCCCAAACGGCAUGAUAGGACUGCACGCCACCAAUCGUUGCAAGCUGAUUGUGUGCCCAAACGUAAUGUUCGAAGGGCCCUGGCCAACAGCAACAUUGGUAUCGCUUGCAGUGCCGUAACUCAGGCAGACGAUUCGAACCAGAUGCAUGUGGUGCAAACGUUCCACCGUGGCCAGCAGCUAUCCCGCAAGCUUAAGCGCCGUCUCACGUUCCGCACCCGUCAGGAACUGAGCGCACUCAAGAAGCAAAGUACCGAGGCGGUGCACGUGGUUGCUUACGCGGCCGAACUUAUUGCCACAAACCCCCGGGAAGCGAUGCAAAAAGCUAUCGAACUGUGGCGUUACCUGAGCAAAGAUGAACCAGAAAAUCAAGCCCGUCCCCGCACUCUCGAACAGCUCGCCGUGCUGCUAACACGCGAAUCCGCCCGCAAGAUGGUACACCUGAUCAACUUCGUUACCGGUGCUGUGACACGUGUCCCAAAGGCAAUCCGAGCGCAGACCCGUGAAAUUGUACACCACUUCCUGUUCGCAACCGAGCAACUGAUGAAGACGGUCCACCUCGAGAAGGCAAAGGCUGCAACGCUGUCCGAAGCGAGUGGGCUAGUAAAUAGGAUUCAACACACCUACGACGAUCUGCAGAAUCAAACGAACCUGGCAUUGCAUGGUCAGUUAUCGCUGGCAAACAUAGAUCGGCACGAUUUUAUCCAUUGGCUUUUGUUGAAAGUGGAACGUUUGGCAGUCUUUCUUUCGGGUCGGCUCGAAGCGGAAAAGAUCACCACCAGCGGCAAUCCACGCCGGCGCAUUCAGCCCCGCACGAACAGCAAUCCCAUGAACUCGAACAUUAACGGGGUAUACUAGGGUUUGCUGCUUACUGGCUUGAGUCUGGUACUAGCCUGUACAACAUAAAAAACGGUUUCCCCCUUUAAAAGCCCACAUUUCAAUGGGACCUGAUGACACCGUGAUAGCCUCGGGAGGAGGGACAUCUGAAGGUGUUUCCAGCUAGCUACUUCGUACUUUAAGUGGAAUUUUUAAUAUGUUAUAUUUGUUGUUUUGUUAAAGUUCGAAACAAACCACACAAGAGUCUCGAUAAACAAUGCUUCUUAUACUCUCAAUCGUUUGAA